Molecule: messenger RNA, 5686 nt
Organism: Tupaia belangeri chinensis (Chinese tree shrew)
Lineage: Eukaryota; Metazoa; Chordata; Mammalia; Scandentia; Tupaiidae
Gene: CTTNBP2
Product: cortactin binding protein 2
Biological process (GO): protein dephosphorylation
Cellular component (GO): actin cytoskeleton
Molecular function (GO): protein phosphatase 2A binding
Source: RefSeq, a predicted model, not a curated record
AAAAAAGAGUUUGACGUGGACGCCCUCAGUAAAUCAGAGCUGCGGAUGCUUCUCAGUGUGAUGGAAGGGGAGCUAGAGGCCAGAGACCUUGUCAUCGAGGCCCUGCGGGCUCGCAGGAAGGAGGUAUUCAUCCAGGAACGGUAUGGGAGAUUUAAUCUAAAUGACCCCUUCUUGGCACUCCAGAGAGACUAUGAAGCAGGUGCCGGUGACAAAGAGAAGAAGCCGGUUUGUACCAACCCCCUGUCCAUCCUAGAAGCCGUCAUGGCCCACUGCAGAAAAAUGCAAGAAAGGAUGUCCACACAGCUGGCUGCUGCUGAGAGCAGACAAAAGAAGCUGGAGAUGGAAAAGCUUCAGCUACAAGCCCUGGAGCAGGAGCACAAGAAGCUGGCUGCGCGCCUGGAGGAGGAGCGCGGCAAGAACAAGCACGUGGUGCUGAUGCUCGUGAAGGAGUGCAAACAGCUCUCCAGCAAAGUCAUCGAGGAGGCUCAGAAGCUAGAAGAAGUAAUGUCCAAACUGGAAGAGGAAAAGAAAAGGACCAAUGAGUUAGAACAGGAACUCUCUGCUGAGAAACGAAGAAGCACAGAAAUGGAAGCUCAGAUGGAAAAACAACUCUCUGAGUUUGACACAGAGCGGGAACAGCUUCGUGCCAAGCUACACCGAGAAGAAGCACACACCACUGACCUCAAAGAGGAGAUAGACAAGAUGAAGAAAAUGAUUGAGCAACUGAAAAGAGGAAGUGACAGCAAACCAAGCCUCUCUCUCCCACGGAAGACAAAAGAUAGGCGAUUGGUUUCCAUAUCUGUGGGAACAGAGAAACCUAUGACAAGGUCUGUCGCUUGCCAGACGGACCUAGUGAUAGACAGCACUGACCAUGUGAAGAAGUUGCCUUUGACUGUACCUGUAAAGCCUUCCCCGGGGAGCCCCCUAGUCUCUGCAAAUGCAAAAGGGAAUGUGAGCACCAAUGCAGCAUUGGUCAGACCAGGUAUUGACAGGCAGGCUUCCCAUGGUGACUUGAUCAGCCCCUCUCUACCCACUGUCCCGCCACCAAGUACGAACAGAAUCGAGGAAAAUGGACCAAGCACUGGCUCAACACCAGAUCUCACAAGUAGCACACCCCCACUUCCUAGUAAUGCAGCCCCUCCUGCUGUCCAGACACCAGGCAUCGCUCCCCAGAACCCCUCGCCAGCCCCACCUGUGCACAGUUUACAUUCACCAUGUGCCAAUGCAUCUUUGCAUCCAGGUCUAAAUCCACGAGUCCAAGCAGCUAGGUUUAGAUUUCAGGGCAAUGCUAAUGACCCUGACCAAAAUGGAAAUACGACCCAAAGUCCUCCAUCAAGAGAUGUGUCUCCUACAAGUCGUGACAACCUAGUGGCCAAACAACUAGCUCGGAAUACUGUGACCCAAGCACUGUCAAGAUUUACAAGCCCUCAAGCUGGUGCUCCGCCCAGGCCUGGAGGACCCUCCACAGGAGAUGGUGGUACUCAUCCUCCAGUUGGUCGGGCCAGUUUAAAGACUCCCGGUGCAGCAAGAGUUGACAGAGGAAAUCCUCCUCCUAUCCCUCCAAAAAAACCAGGGCUCUCCCAGACUCCUUCUCCACCACACCCUCAGCUCAAGGUUAUUAUGGAUAGCAGCAGGGCCUCCAGUGCAGGCGCCAAAGUUGAUAACAAAACUGUGGCUUCACCGCCUUCCAGUUUGCCACAAGGGAACAGGGUAAUAAAUGAGGAGAACCUCCCUAAAUCAUCCUCCCCUCAGCUGCCACCAAAACCAUCCAUAGAUUUAACUGUGGCACCUGCAGGCUGUGCCGUUUCAGCCCUGGCCACGUCUCAGGUGGGUGCCUGGCCUGCUGAAACCCCUGGACUGAACCAACCUGCAUGUUCAGACAGUUCCCUUGUCAUUCCUACCACCAUUGCCUUUCGCUCUUCCAUAAACCCUGUUAGUGCCUCAUCCUGUAGACCAGGAGCCUCAGACAGCCUCCUGGUAACAGCAUCAGGCUGGUCACCCUCCCUAACCCCUUUGCUAAUGAGUGGUGGUCCUGCCCCCCUGGCUGGCAGGCCCACCCUUCUUCAGCAAGCUGCUGCCCAGGGAAAUGUCACUUUAUUAUCAAUGCUGCUUAAUGAAGAAGGACUGGACAUUAAUUACUCCUGUGAAGAUGGCCAUUCUGCCUUGUAUUCUGCUGCUAAGAAUGGACAUACAGACUGUGUGAGAUUGCUGCUGAAUGCAGAAGCCCAAGUCAAUGCUGCUGAUAAAAAUGGCUUCACACCCUUGUGUGCUGCAGCUGCUCAGGGACAUUUCAAGUGUGUCGAAUUAUUAAUUGCAUAUGAUGCUAACAUUAACCAUGCUGCUGAAGGAGGACAGACACCUCUCUACCUGGCCUGUAAAAAUGGAAAUAAAGAAUGUAUUAAACUCUUGUUGGAAGCUGGAACUGACCGAAGUAUAGAAACCAGAGAUGGCUGGACACCAGUUCAUGCAGCUGUGGACACUGGUAAUGUGGACAGCCUCAAGCUUCUUAUGUACCAUAGAGCACCAGCUCGUGGAAAUUCUUUGAAUGAAGAGGAGCUCAAAUCCGGCAUCUCAGUCAUGGAUGGAGAAGAGGAUCGUGCACGCACAUCCGAGCCUGUUGUUUCUGCAGACCUCAUUAACCACGCUGACAGGGAAGGCUGGACAGCUGCCCACAUUGCUGCUUCCAAAGGUUUUAAGAACUGCCUAGAAAUCUUGUGUAGGCAUGGAGGGCUCGAGCCGGAGAGAAGAGACAAGUGCAACAGGACUGUGCAUGAUGUCGCCACUGACGACUGCAAGCAUUUGCUGGAGAACCUGCAUGCUCUUAAAAUACCCUUAAGGAUUUCAGUGGGGGAGAUUCAACCAGGCAACUAUGGUUCUGAUGACUUUGAAUGUGAAAACACAGUAUGUGCUUUAAAUAUCCGCAAACAGACAUCAUGGGAUGAUUUUUCAAAAGCAGUGAGUCAAGCUCUGACAAAUCAUUUCCAAGCAAUCUUUUCUGAUGGAUGGUGGAGUCUGGAAGACAUGACAUUUAAUAACACCACUGACUCCAGUGUCGGCCUCGGAGCAAGCAGUGUACGAUCCAUCUCACUAGGAAAUGUGCCGUGGUCAGCUGGUCAGACCUUCAGCCAGGCCCCAUGGGACUUCGUGAGGAAGAACAAGGCAGAGCAGGUGACUGUGCUCCUGUCAGGUCCUCGAGAAGGCUGCCUCAGUAGUGUGACAUACGCAUCCAUGAUCCCUCUUCAGAUGCUGCAGAACUACCUCAGGCUGGUCGAGCAGUAUCAUAAUGUCAUUUUCCAUGGCCCAGAAGGAAGCUUGCAAGACUACAUAGCACAUCAGCUUGCACUCUGCAUGAAGCAUAGACAAAUGGCGGCAGGAUUCUCCAGUGAAAUAGUAAGAGUUGAAGUGGAUGCUGGUUUCUCCAAGGAACAGCUAGUAGACCUGUUCAUCAGUACUGAUUGUCUGAUCCCAGUGAAACAAUCUCCUGUAAAGAAGAAAACCAUCAUCAUCUUAGAGAAUUUGGAAAAGUCAUCUUUGUCAGAGUUACUGGGGGACUUUUUGGCACCGCUAGAAAAUCGCAGCACUGAAAGCCCCUAUACUUUCCAAAAAGGGAAUGGGACAUCUGAAUGCUAUUACUUUCAUGAGAACUGCUUUUUGAUGGGAACCAUUGCCAAGGCCUGUCUGCAGGGCUCUGACUUGCUGGUGCAGCAGCACUUCCGCUGGAUUCAGCUGCGGUGGGAUGGCGAGCCCAUGCAAGGACUGCUGCAGAGGUUCUUAAGAAGGAAAGUGGCGAGUAAGUUCAGAGGUCAGGUGCCUUCACCCUGCGAUCCCGUGUGCAAGAUCAUCGACUGGGCUCUGUCUGUCUGGCGUCAGCUCAACUCCUGCCUGGCCCGCUUGGGCACACCUGAAGCGCUUCUGGGCCCAAAGUAUUUCCUAGCUUGUCCUGUAGUCCCAGGACAUGCCCAAGCAACAGUGAAGUGGAUGUCAAAGCUGUGGAAUGCUGUCAUUGCACCCAGAGUUCAAGAAGCGAUAUUGUCAAGAGCCUCUAUGAAAAGACAACCUGGUGUUGGGCAGACAAUGGCUAAAAAACACCCCAGCCAAGGACAGCAGGCUGUGGUCAAAGCUGCUCUCAGCAUCUUGCUUAAUAAAGCUGUAUUGCAUGGCUGUCCCCUUCCCAGAGCAGAGCUAGACCAGCAUAUUGCGGACUUCAAAGGAGGAAGCUUCCCCUUAUCCCUAGUUUCGAGUUACAAUUGCAGCAAGAAGAAAGGCGAGAGUGGUGCCUGGAGAAAGGUGAACACCAGUCCUCGAAAGAAGUCUGGCCGUUUCUCUUCACCUACCUGGAAUAAGCCGGACUUGAGCAACGGAGGUAUAAAAAAUAGGACUAUGUCACAUCUGAGCUGUAGCAAGAAUGCUUCUCUGUCAAGACAAAAGUCCUUAGAAAACGAGCCAUCAUUGACAUUGAAUUUGGAUCAAGGACUCUCUGUGAGCUCAGAUGACGAGGCAGACCUUGUCCAGGAACUUCAGAGUAUGUGCUCCAGCAAAUCCGAAUCUGAUAUAAGCAAGAUUGCUGAUUCCAGGGAUGAUUUAAGGAGGUUUGAUUGUUCAGGAAACAACCCUGCAUUUUCAGCAACUGUUAAGAAUCCAAGAAUGCCAGUGUCUCAAAAGGUCAGUCCUCUCAGCAGCCAUCAAACUACUGAAUGCAGCAACAGUAAAUCAAAGACUGAGUUGAGUGUUCCAAGAGUUAAGUCUUUUCUUCCUGUUCCUCGAAGUAAAGUCACCCAGUGUUCCCAGAACACCAAAAGAAGCAGCAGCAGCAGUAAUACAAGGCAAAUAGAAGUAAACAACAACUCUAGAGAGAAUUGGAACUUACACAAAAAUGAACAAAUAGAAAAACCUAACCAAUAGGCCUGCCUACGAUAUUCUCACUAUUAACAUCUUCUGUAUAUUUCACACAGAAACCAGGACAAGAUGUAAAUACCUUUAAAGGAAUAAAAUAGUUCCACUGUAAUAUAAAGUAUGAGUGCGGGACCACUAUUCGACUUUUUUUGUAAAGAAUGUAUUUAUAACCAACAUUUUGUUGCUUUUUAAAAAAAUAUUCUGUAGGAUUGAACUUCAGUACCAAGAAGUUAUGCCAACUUUUCAAGUAGUUUUAUAAUAGAAAAAUUGUAAUAGUUUUAAUCAAGAUGUUCAGGGGUAUAAAAGCAGAACUGUGUACUGUAUAGCUAUAUAUAUAUGUACAUAUGUGUGUGUGUAUAUAUAUAUAUAUUUAAAGAAAUCCACAAAUUACAUUGCAUACUACAUGUUACAAAACAUAUUCACCAAUGACUUAGAUAACAUGUACCAUUUGAAAUGGCAAUCAAUUUUUCUGUUCACAGGAUGGGAAAGGACUAGAAUGGGGCAAUAAAAGACAUUUUAAAAGUUAUUUUCCAUUAAAAGCCAUAUUAAGUAUUUUGCCUGGUAAACUCUAGUUUUACAUUUUAAACCUUAGUGGUUACAUUGCCAUUUGGUUGCAUCAUGUAUAUUUAUGCUUAUGAGUUUGCAUUUUGACUCUUAUAAACUAUAAAAAUUAUAAUGCAAUAAAAGUGUUAUCUUUCUUACAAAAGUUUUGUACUUAAGUGAACAUUAAAAAAUAUACCUGCAUAAGUGCUUCAAUAAAUGAAUUCAGAGUUAACUCCCUCUUCAGUAUUAU